AUGGACUUCUCCCUUAGUUACCAGUCUGGCUAUCUUCGAGACUGCAAUUACGGGUGCUACAAUGUUGCACAUGCUGGCUCCCAGCAGAAGAACCCUAUCUUCCAUCACUGGGAGAUGACUUCUCCAGGAUACAACUACCAUUUCUGCGUAGUUCACCGUGUCUUCCACUGCAUGGCUACCGCGUCAAAGAUUGACCAGCCAUGCUGUGGCGAGUGUGCUCCUGCAUACUACAGUGGAGUCCCCGAGGUAGCCUGGAUCAGACAGAAUGACUACCACUUCGCCUUCCAAAGUGUACAGUCCGGAUUUAUGCAGAUGAUGAUCUCUCUCAGUGAUCGAGGAGAUACUCGUGGCUACGUCUCAACAGGUGAUCAGCCAGACUUCCAACCCAGCAUCAUGUUCGUCUUUCCCUCCGACGCGCUUGAACAUGGCUCGGCACUCGAGGCCAUCCCACGACAGUCCGCCAGCUACACAGGGCUCGGUUCUGUCACCAUGGCCCACCGACGUCAGCGCGGCUUGAUUCUUCUGAGAUUUACUGACUACGAUGGCUUGACUGGCUGGAUGCUCUGUGGCCGCAACAUGACUCGGGAAUCGUUUGCGCACCUGGUCGAGGCCGAGCACAACGGCGAUGUCGUCAUGAAAUCUGCUCGGCUCUGGGCUUGCCAGCAGCUGGGCGGCCCUAUGCUUCAGGAUAUUCGCUGGGUGGUUUGGACCAUUUACAUGAUUUCCAGCAAGGCCCUGGCAAACCCCCUCCCAACUGAAAGAGAAUUCUGGUUCUGGCGCGCCUGGCUUUGGUAUUGGUAUUCCAAAGUUAACGAGCUCGCGGAAAUUUACCAUACGACCAUCUCCAGCCCGGAAGAGGACUGGUUCAACCGGUCCCCAUCCGACAAUCACCCUGUUCCUCAUCCUUCCAACGAUGAGGCUGAAGUCUCUGCUGAGCGACAUGACACUCCUGCGCCGCCUUACCAGGUCGACGCACCGGAUGUGUUCUUUGUGUCUGAUGAAGAGAACGAGGACAAUGCUGACUCCGCUGACCACCUCAAGCAUUCUGAGUCGCCUUCUACCGACUUGUGGUCUACCGAGUCGUCCUCCACCGAGACUUCGUCUUCUGGAGUUCCUUCUUCUGAGACUGCCGUCCACGACUCCUCCCUCUUAAUGACGGGGCUCGCUACCACUCUGGCUUCCAUCGAUGAGGAUGAGGAUGCUGAAGCCGAUGGCGAUCAGUAG
Trichoderma virens Gv29-8 is the source of this 1224-nucleotide messenger RNA. RefSeq lists its product as uncharacterized. The transcript has 2 exons. NCBI's taxonomy places the organism in Eukaryota, Fungi, Ascomycota, Sordariomycetes, Hypocreales, Hypocreaceae. Bases 1 to 1224 code for a protein of 407 amino acids. The record is from RefSeq and is a predicted model, not a curated record.